AUGGCGCUGGCGGCGGCGCAGGCCGCCGAGGAGGCACCGGAGGACCGGGCCCGAUGCGUGGCAUCUGUGGAGAAGACAUCUCCAGUGCCGACGAUGGACUGCAACACAUGCGGCGACGCCUCUUCGACUCACCACUUAGAGUGCGCCAUCGACUGGGUGGUGGAGCACGUGUCGAAGCCGGCCGCCUUUGAGGCCGACCUCAAGCUGCGGGAGACCACCCGCAUGGCAGCCGAGGCCUCAUCCCAGCGGCGGGAGCGAGGCCGCAUUGAGCGCCACCGCCGCUGCGAGCUGGCUGCCCGGGUGGAGGCGCCGGGGGCGGGUGCAGCCACUGUGCUGGCGGGCAGCAGCAGCGCAAAGGCCACGGAUGUGGAGGCUGGGCCCGCCGCCGUCUCGCUGGAGGCCUGGGUGGAGCGGCAGCCGGAGGUGCAGGCAGAAGCCUGCGACUGGCAGCCAAUCAUGGCUGGAGGCUCGCAUCGAGGAUGCCAAGGCCUAUGCGGCGCAGCAGCGGCAAGAGGCUAUGGCAAGCAGCGGCGCAGCCUUGGCAAGAGCCGCCAAGCGGCGGGCGGCAAGAUCGGCCCGCGGCGCGAGCGCCAGCUUGCGGACGGAGCUGUGGCUGUCAAGCUGCCCGAGGCGCCAUGA
This is a messenger RNA of Chlorella variabilis, 639 nucleotides long. RefSeq lists its product as hypothetical. The record is from RefSeq and is a predicted model, not a curated record. The coding region runs from base 1 to 639 and encodes 212 amino acids. The transcript is spliced from 4 exons. Lineage: Eukaryota; Viridiplantae; Chlorophyta; Trebouxiophyceae; Chlorellales; Chlorellaceae.